AUGAAGCCGAUAAUUGCGGUUCCUUCUAUCCUGGCUCUAGUGUAUCGAGCGUGGUCUCGAAGGUCCCUUACGCCGGUUGGCAUUAUUGCUGCUGUGCUCACUGCCGUGGUUCAUGCCAUGCAUCCGAGCUCCGCGCCAUUCGCUCUACUCGUUGCAUUCUUCCUGGCCGGAACCUAUGUAACCAAGGUAAAACAUGAUGUGAAGUCUCGAUUGACUAUUUCUUCGUCUGGUUCUGUUGGGGGGGAAGCGCCUCGAACUCAUGUUCAGGUGCUGGCAAAUUCUGUUGUUGCGUCAAUAUUAAUUCUUUUGGAUACCCGACGGCUGUACCAACUUGGCCCGGUGGAAUCCCAUUGCUUCCCAUCCGGAGGAGAUAUUUUAAUGAUUGGGAUUGUCGCGAACUACACUGCUGUCGCUGCUGACACAUUUUCAAGUGAACUUGGGAUUCUCUCGAAAAGCCAGCCCAGGUUGAUUACCUCAUGGAGCUUACGAAAAGUCCCUCCAGGCACUAAUGGCGGUGUUACCAUAGCAGGAUUCCUGGCAGCUGUUCUAGGGGCUUUCAUCAUUGGAGUUACAUCCUUGUUACUGCCAUUCUGCUCCACCGAAUCCCAAGUUAACUUACCCAAAUCUCGUUUCAACACAGUUUGGGGGUUGAGAGAGAAGUUCAUCUGGAUUCUAGUUGUCACAAUAUGGGGCACGCUAGGGAGUGUGUUGGAUAGUGUUCUGGGAGGUCUCCUACAAGCCAGCGUGGUUGAUAAACGUACUGGCAAAAUUGUAGAAAGCGCUGGGGGGCUAAAGGUUCUCGUACACCCAGGAGAAGCAAUUAUCACCGGCCUUGAAGAGCCGUCCAACAGGGAAGGAAGCAGUAUCCGUGUUGCGGAAGACAUAGCAAACAUCCUAACCUCCAAGCCCAUUCUGAGGGAACGCCGGUCUUUCAGUUCUGGAGAGCUCCCUGACCCGGAGCAUGAAAGCCGCAAGAUUGAGGCUGGGCACGAUAUAUUGGAUAACAACCAAGUCAACAUUUUUAUGGCAUUUAUAAUGAGCUGCUCCGCGAUGGCUGUUGCGUGGUAUGUUUUGUAA
Molecule: messenger RNA, 1077 nt
Organism: Paracoccidioides lutzii Pb01
Product: DUF92 domain-containing protein
Exons: 4
Coding region: 1-1077 (358 amino acids)
Cellular component (GO): membrane
Source: RefSeq, a predicted model, not a curated record